AUGUCUUUCACACGACUGCUCCGAGAUCACAAUGCCGUUCUAGAGCUUCCCUUGCUAGCAGCAAAACUCGACCUAAUCAUGAGGAGCGUGCACAGGACAGUCGCGUCUCUGGCGUUGGCAAGCGUCGCCAUCGCGGCUGGAGCAGACUGCGUCCCCAUGUACAAGAACCCUGAUGCCACAGUCGACGAAAGGAUCGCGGACCUGAUGCGGCGCAUGACCAUCGAAGACAAGACUGCGCAGUUGAUCCAGGGCGACAUCGCGAACUGGAUCAACACCACCGACGGCACCUUCAAUGCGACAGGCCUCAAGUGGAACAUGAAGUACCGGGCGAGCAUGUUCUACGUCGGCUAUCCGACAAACUGGAGCACCAUCAGCAACGGCGUCAAGAUCGCGCAGGACUACCUUGUGCACAACACCACGCUCGGCAUCCCGGCGCUCGUGCAGAGCGAGGGCAUUCACGGCUUCCUGAUCCCCAACGCGACCAUCUUCAAUUCCCCUAUCGCACAGGCGUGCUCCUGGAACCCCGGCCUCAUCGAGAAGAUGGGCAGGGCGAUUGCGCAAGAAGCCCUCGCCCUGGGCGUGAACAACCUCUUCGCGCCGCUGGGGGACCUGGCGCGAGAGCUGCGCUUCGGGCGAGUCGAGGAGACGUACGGGGAGGAUGGAUACCUGAGCGGCGAGAUGGGCUACUCUUACGUCAAGGGCUUACAAUCCGGCAACGUUGCUGCCAUGGUCAAGCAUUUUGCUGCAUUCGCGACCCCCGAGCAGGGCAUCAACACCGCUCCCGUGCACGGAGGCGAACGAGAACUGCUUACCACGUACCUCCCGCCUUACAAGCGGUCCAUCAUCGAUGCUGGCGCGUACACCAUCAUGUCCGCGUACCACUGCUACGAUGGCGUGCCUGCAGUAGCAGACUACCACACGCUGACGGAGAUCCUGAGAGACAGUUGGGGCUACAAGUACUUCGUCAUGUCAGACGCCGGUGGUACUGACCGUCUCUGCAAGUCAUUCGGCAUGUGCGAGGCUGACCCAAUCGAUUCUGAAGCGGUCACGUCCAUGGCCCUCCCGGCCGGCAAUGAUGUUGAGAUGGGCGGUGGAUCGUACAACUUUCAGAAGAUCCCCGACAUGAUCCAAGCUGGCAAGCUGGAUCAGAAGACCGUCGACCAAGCUGUAUCUCGGGUUCUGCGGGUCAAGUUUGAGAUGGGCCUCUUUGAGAAGCCGUACCGAGGGGUGCCGGAUGACGAAGCAUCCAAGUACAUCAACACCAAGGAGACUCAAGAACUUGCUCGCCAGCUAGAUGCCGAGUCCAUCGUGCUCCUCGAGAACCAUCAGGAUGUUCUACCCUUGAAGAAGUCGGCCAAAAUCGCUGUCAUCGGCCCCAUGGCUCAUGGAUAUAUGAACGCAAGCACACCCUACGGUGACUACGUCCCGUUCCGCUCGCAAUACCGCGGUGUGACACCGCUUGAUGGUAUUCGCGCAGCCGUGGAUAAACAAGGCAGCGUCGCCUAUGCCCAGGGUUGCGAACGCUGGUCCAAUGACGAGUCUGGAUUUCCCGAAGCCAUCGCCGCUGCCGAGGGAGCUGAUGUUGCCGUCGUAGUCGUCGGCACCUGGUCGCGUGACCAGGGCGAGCUGUGGAAGAAUAUGAAUGCGACGACGGGCGAGCACAUCGAUGUGGCAUCGCUAAAUCUAGUCGGGGCCAUGCCCUGGCUCGUGUCGGCCAUCAUCAACACGGGCAAGCCGACGGUCGUUGUGUUCAGCAGCGGCAAGCCCAUCACCGAGUCGUGGAUCAGCACCAACGCCAGCGCUCUGGUGCAGCAGUUCUAUCCAUCCGAGCAGGGCGGCAAUGCACUUGCAGACGUGCUCUUUGGCGAUCACAACCCGAGCGGGAAGCUGAGCGUCAGCUUCCCAUACGAUGUCGGCACCUUGCCUAUUUACUACGACUACCUUAAUUCGGCUCGCGCCUGGCCUAACCCUGGCCAUGCUUACCCGAAUGGCACUCUGGUCUUUGGCACCACCUAUGUUCUCAACACACCAUUGCCGCUUUAUGAAUUUGGAUACGGCAAGUCCUACAGCACCUUUUCCUACUCCAAAGUGACCCUCUCCAAGAGCACUGCUUCGACCUCGGACACGGUAACGGUGUCCGUCGACGUGACAAAUAACUCAACCCGGGACGGCACCGAAGUCAUCCAGCUGUACGUCAAGGACAUGGUCAGCAGCGUUGUCGUGCCCAACAAGCAGCUCAAGGGCUUCGCCAAGACCCCCAUCAGGGCUGGCGCCACCGAGACGGUUAAGCUGGAUCUCAAGGUCGCAAAUCUCGGCUUGUGGGAUAUCAAGUACAACUACGUGGUUGAGCCUGGGAACUUCACCAUCUUUGUGGGCAGCUCGAGUGCCGACUUGAGAGCCAAUGCUACAUUGACGGUUGCCUGA
This is a messenger RNA of Thyridium curvatum, 2424 nucleotides long. RefSeq lists its product as uncharacterized. The record is from RefSeq and is a predicted model, not a curated record. The coding region runs from base 1 to 2424 and encodes 807 amino acids. Lineage: Eukaryota; Fungi; Ascomycota; Sordariomycetes; Thyridiales; Thyridiaceae. Gene Ontology annotation, molecular function: beta-glucosidase activity. Gene Ontology annotation, biological process: glucan catabolic process. The transcript is spliced from 3 exons.